AUUCAAUCACAACAGACAAAAGACAAAAUGACACAAUCUUCUGACAAGUAUCCCAAAUUGCAAGACGUUGUGUCUGCUUUCAAGCUUUUGGCAGAAAUCCCAACGAUCAAAUCUGCUGAAUUUAUCCAGGAAAGUGAUGAUCGAUACCUUGUCAGAACAAAUACUUCAGCCCGUUCAUAUGCAACCAAUUCACGUACGACAAGUAGACCACAUGUAACAGUGAAACAGAGCUCAGAUCCGGAAAAGCUCUCCGAAACACAUUGGAUCAGUGCUGGCUCAAACAUUGACUCAAAUGCAGAUCCGAUCAAAGCUAUCUUCUCUUCGCAUCCUUUGUACGGCAAAGGAUCACAAGAUAGUACAAAAGCUCGCACUGUCAUCUUACGUCAGACAAAGAACGAUAAAGGUCAGGAUCAGAGAUCUGUGGAGCUGUGGCAGCAAGAAAGGAUGCUAAAGAGCGUCAACGUCACAGAAGCACAUGGACCCUUUUAUACUGAUGACAUUUAUGGCUCUUUCUCGCUUUAUGAAGACCGUGUGCUCUACACUGCAGAAGAGAAGGAACGUCCAAAAGAGACUGACCUAGGCAAAAGACCCAAAGGAGGUGAUUCUGAUGGCUUAGAAAGCUAUGAGUAUCGGCCGCAGCUUGGUUCUGCCUACAUCGGAAAGUAUUACCCAAAGGUAUUUCAGCUGAAGUUCAAUCUUGCAACGGAUAAUGGACACCCAGCACAACUGUACUGCAUUGAUCCUAGCUCUGUCGAACAAAGGGACUCGAUUCGAGAUCCGAUCCUCUCACAGGCUAUUUUCAGUUCAGAUGGUCAGCAGAUUCUUUUGACAGCCUAUCCUGCCCUCAUCGACGGACGAAGACUCGGCCUAGGUGCCUGUCCGAAUAGACCUUCAAUCGUAUACUGCAUCGAUGGAAAUGCUAGUGGAGCGCAAAAGAAAGACUCUGCCGAAGAGAAUGAUGAAACCAGCAAUAGCUCUACCAUCAAAGAUGCUUCAGUAUGGAAACCGCAGGAUUGGCGUCGACUGUCUCGUGAAGGAUACAGCGGUAGAGCUCCAGCUGUUGCUUCGAAAGACAAAUGCGUAUGGAUCGAAUGUCGCUCCGGUGGACCUCACAAUGGAAGUGAUAUGAUCUAUUCCGUAAAUCCGUCUGAUGGAAAGAGUCAAAUUGCUUGUGAGAUCGAUGAGGUUGACGUGCCAAAAUCGCAGACAGCUUUCCCCGGUAUUUUUACUGAUACGACCUUGACCAGAAGCUGUUCGCUGUCUAAGCUCGAUGCAAUCGCCAUUACGACAAUUUGGGGAUCACGUCAGACUAUUGUUGUUCAUAGGGUGGGUCAAGAUGGCGCACCAAUUGAAGUCACGCCUUUGGGGGUAUCUAUCACCAAUGAAGCCUCGCAAGCGGACCAACCAUGGAAUUACAACCUUCUUUGCACAAAUGGGAACGAUCUUCUGAUUGCCGUUAGAUCGAGUCCGACCUGUCCACAACAGAUAUUGCUUGGCCAUCUUUACGAAAAAGGAGGACGACUUCAUGCGGAAUGGGGCUUAAUCAAGUCGAUGGAUGAAGCAUGGCAAGAUGAGAAGCCCAUCCGUGAUCUGAAACAGAGCGUUCUGGCAAAGAUUAUCCCGAUUCCCACAACUGGCGUGAAAGAUGACGUGAACGAUCAAUCGAUUGAGGCUAUCCUACUUUCGCCUCCCGUCUCUGACAAACCAUUGCCGGUGCUUUUGGAGCUUCAUGGUGGUCCUCAUGGCACAUCACUCACAGCUUUUAGCCCGGCUUUGGCUGCUAUUUGUCUAUCCGGUUACUCAAUCUUGCAACCCAACUAUCACGGAUCCCUUGGACGGGGACAACGUUUUGUCGAAUCUUUGAUCGGUAAUUGCGGUGAUUUGGAUGUGAAAGACUGUCAUUCUGCUGUAGAGUAUCUGUUGAACAAUGCAAGCCAGAUUCAGGAAGGUCUCAAGCUUGAUUCUGAUCGGGUUUACGUGGAUGGUGGUUCACAUGGAGGCUUCCUUUCGUUACACCUUGUAGGACAAUACCCAACCUUUUAUCAAGCAACAGUAGCAAGAAAUCCAGUCACAGCAGUACAGCUGAUGGAAGGUACGAAUGACAUUCCCGAUUGGUUCUAUGCCGAAUUUGGACAUUCGUUCAACUUUUCCAAUCCUCCGCAAUGUAUCACACCUGAACAAUUCAAGAAAUUGUGGGAUGCCUCACCGUUUGCUUAUAUUGAUAAGAUUCAAGUACCCGUCUUAUUGCUUGUUGGUCUAUCGGAUCAAAGAGUGGCACCUUCACAAUCAAAGGUUGUUUAUCAUGCCUUGCAAUCACGUAUUAGGCAAGAAAGAGCAAAGUCUAAUCCAGCUAAAGGCAAAUUGGAUGCUCGAAUGCUGUCGUUCAAGGAUGAGGAACAUCCAUUGAGCGGCAUUGAGGCAGAGUUGAUCUCGUUUGAAGCACGAUUCAGAUGGAUCGCUUGAUGAGAUGCUUGUUACUUACUGAUGUCCACCACCUAUAAAUGAAUUCGAUACUCAUCCAUAUCUCUCUACUUUGGCUGUCUUGAUACUAUUCUAUCGCUCGCUCGUUCGCUAUGGGCUGAUAUGAAGAGAUAAAUGUACAUUGAUGCGUGA
Meira miltonrushii is the source of this 2613-nucleotide messenger RNA. Its product is annotated as alpha/beta-hydrolase. The coding region runs from base 28 to 2463 and encodes 811 amino acids. Gene Ontology annotation, molecular function: serine-type endopeptidase activity. NCBI's taxonomy places the organism in Eukaryota, Fungi, Basidiomycota, Exobasidiomycetes, Exobasidiales, Brachybasidiaceae. The transcript has 3 exons. The record is from RefSeq and is a predicted model, not a curated record. Gene Ontology annotation, biological process: proteolysis.